AUGGUCAGAAGUGAUCCAUUCCAGCCCGCAAAAAGGGUUGCAAGCCAGAAGCAGGAUGUCUGGACCAUUGUCAACGAGGCGGCAACGGCGUCACCGGUACAGCCCAUCAUAAAUAUGGGCCAAGGCUUCUUUGGCUACAACCCUCCCCAAUUUGUCACCGAUGCUGCAAAAGAAGCAUUGGACAGGGUCGAGUGCAAUCAAUACUCUCCUACGAAGGGUCGGCCACGAUUAAAGAAGGCAAUAGCAGAUGCGUACUCGCCCUUCUUCGGCAGGAAGAUAAAUCCAGACACAGAAGUCACUAUCACUACAGGAGCGAAUGAAGGUAUGCUUAGUGCUUUCAUGGGCUUUGUCGAGCCAGGAGAUGAAGUCAUUAUAUUUGAGCCUUUCUUCGAUCAAUACAUCCCCAACAUCGAGAUGGCCGGCGGCAAAGUGGUCUACGCGUCUCUUCAACCACCAAAGGAAGGAGCUACCAAGACAACCUCCGCUUCCGAAUGGGCGAUUGACUUUUCCGAAUUGGAAAAGUCCAUCAACGACAAAACCCGCAUGAUCGUUCUGAAUUCUCCACACAAUCCUAUCGGAAAGGUCUUUUCAAAAAAAGAACUUGAGCACAUAGGCACCCUUUGCGUUAGACACAACAUCAUCAUCCUCUCCGACGAAGUCUAUGACCGCCUUUACUACGUUCCUUUCACCCGCGUCGCCACGCUUUCACCAGAAAUCGCUAAGCUGACCUUGACUGUUGGCUCAGCUGGCAAGAACUUCUAUGCCACAGGGUGGCGUGUAGGGUGGCUUAUUGGGCCAGAGCAUUUGAUCAAGUACGUCUCUGCCGCGCAUACGAGGAUCUGCUAUAGCAGUGUGAGUCCUCUGCAAGAGGCCGCAGCUGUCGGGUUUGAAAGAGCGGACGAGUUAGGCUUCUGGGAGCAGAGUAAGCGCGAGAUGAAGUCUAAAAUGAGCCGCUUCUGCGAAGUGUUCGACGAGCUGGGCCUGCCAUAUUCUGAACCCGAAGGCGGAUACUUUGUGCUCGCCAAUUUAAGCAAGGUGAAAUUGCCAGAGGGUUAUGAUUUUCCGCCGCAUGUAGCGGAGCGACCAAGGGACUUCAAGCUGAGUUGGUUUUGCAUCAUGGAGCUCGGUGUUGCUGCCAUUCCGCCGACGGAGUUUUACACAGAUGAGAACGCGCACUUGGUUGAGGACUGGUUGCGCUUCGCGGUCUGCAAGGAUGAUGAGGUGUUGGACGGGGCGAAAGAGCGAUUGAGGGGUCUGAAAAAGUAUAUGGCGUGA
Messenger RNA from Letharia columbiana, 1275 nucleotides. RefSeq lists its product as uncharacterized. Gene Ontology annotation, cellular component: cytoplasm; mitochondrion. The record is from RefSeq and is a predicted model, not a curated record. Gene Ontology annotation, biological process: biosynthetic process. The coding region runs from base 1 to 1275 and encodes 424 amino acids. Lineage: Eukaryota; Fungi; Ascomycota; Lecanoromycetes; Lecanorales; Parmeliaceae. The transcript is spliced from 5 exons. Gene Ontology annotation, molecular function: L-kynurenine:2-oxoglutarate transaminase activity; pyridoxal phosphate binding.